Messenger RNA from Lodderomyces orthopsilosis Co 90-125, 3249 nucleotides. RefSeq names its product chromatin-binding protein (gene RAD9). The coding region runs from base 1 to 3249 and encodes 1082 amino acids. Gene Ontology annotation, molecular function: histone binding. The transcript has a single exon. NCBI's taxonomy places the organism in Eukaryota, Fungi, Ascomycota, Pichiomycetes, Serinales, Debaryomycetaceae. Gene Ontology annotation, cellular component: nucleus. Gene Ontology annotation, biological process: positive regulation of transcription by RNA polymerase II; DNA damage checkpoint signaling. The record is from RefSeq and is a predicted model, not a curated record.
AUGAGUCUGGAUACCCAUGCAGACUCCCAGUCGGUGCAUAUACCACAUGAUGAAGACAGCUGUGAGGCCAACACGAGCUUGCUUGCCAAUGAUGUUUUGGUGACGAGUACUAAUCCGGCACAAGCACAACAAGUAAACGUUGAUUCAAUCAAGAAUCAUUCAUUGGAAGACACACAUAUUGAUGACACUAAUACGGGGGAGAAACAUCAAGAACAUCACGAGGAUCUACAACUGCUAACUCAGAUACUUGCUUCGCAUCACAAUCGGAACAAUUACUCACAAGAUACACAAAUUAUAAAUGAUGAUCAUGAAAUCAUAUCAAUGGACAUUGAAGGAAACUCGACUCAAAAAAGCAAAACAGACUACACGAAUAUCAAUAAUUUUGAACAAAUUGAAAUCCAAGAGCAAGAGAGUGAUCAGACACCGACACAACUAAACUUUAACGCGUUGGCGGAUACCCAAGUCAUAUCCGGUGACAAUGCUACUUCACGCGAACAUACAAUAUGGUAUCGAUUAAGUGAUUUGAAAGAUACACAGGUUAUAACUGGUAAACCUCGUAACACGCCUGAACAUCUACCCGAGACCCAACUAAUAAACAAUCAAUCCAGGAGUCGAUACAACGAGCUCGGAGAGACUCAAGUUAUCAUUCGACGUCGACAUCAAAAUCUACCAGACACACAAGUUAUCAGCUACGAUCACUAUCUACCGCAUGACGAGAGUUCCGAAUUACUUGAAGAUAAUCAUGAGAAAAUUGACGAACAAAAGGAUAGUACCUUCAAAAACUGGAACGUUUCCGCUAAUUCCAAGAAAAGACUGUACGUAAAUCUUCCUGAAACCCAAGUUAUUACCAAGCCCAAGCUGUAUUCACCAGAAGGCGAUGUAACUGAGAGUGACGUCGAAAACCCAUUUCUUGUUGCUGAAUCACAGCCCGCUCAGUGUGAGGGAAAUAAUUUGCAACAAGUUUCUCACAGACAAGUCAUCAAUACACAAGAUGAACUAGAUACUUCGUUAUUUCUACUGAAGCCAAAUACACUUGAAGUACAAACUGAUGAAGAGAAAGAUGCUUCACACAUUAAGGAUGAUGAUAGUAAUGAAGCAGUGGUUCUGAACGAUUCCAAAGAUCUAAUCGAUCAUGAAUCCAAUCGCCAAAAGCAUCGACUCACACAUAGUCCCAUCAAGAUAAAACGAAGCAAGACUGCAAACAUCGAUAAAUAUGCAGACGACUACAAAAACCAACACUUGGUUGCCACUCCUGGUGAUCGUACUCGUUUGCGAAAUCAUUCUGAACCAUUGGUGUUCGCAUCACCUUUUGAUAAAACUUUUUCAACAUCGUCUUCUUCGCCGAGUAAGAGACUCGCUGAUCAGCUGAUUCGCACGGACGGGGAUCAAACUCAUGUUGAUAUAACCGCCGAAGGAGAAGACGAGGUAAAGGUGGAAAAUGAAGAGUUAAAAAGUGAUUCGCAAAGUGUUUUGGACGAUGUGUCGACGCGACAUAUUUCUCCACCUAGUUCCCCUGAUGGAAUCAAUUCGAUGAGCUUGAGUGAAAGUGAAGAGGAAGAUAACGAGCUUGAUGCCGACUACAUAGUCACAGACAAUGACAAUUAUGGUGAGGUUAGUAUUGCUGAGAAAACUGCGUCCGACGAGAGAAGAAUUGUACCGAAACGAAGAGUAAAUAAUAUUGUUGACUCACAGACCCCUUCUUGUGAUAACAUUUUGCCAACACAAGAUGACGAAUACACCAUUAGAGGCAUUCUACGAAAGGAGAAGUCAAACGUAAUUUAUGAAGAGGAUGUUGUUUCUAAAGACAGCGUUUGGGCUACUUACAACUUGAAAAUGUACAGUGGACACAUUAAUGCAAGAUAUGGUGACUACUCAAUUGUUGAUUUUGAUCAAGAAUCAUCACGCAUCAAAAAUGAAGACCUAAAUCCUUUGGACAUCAGAAUUGGUGAUACAUUGAACGUGAAGGGAAAAAGGUUCAAAUGUGUUGUCACCGGGCUAUCUAUUACAGAACCACUAAGUCGAAUAAGAUGCAUCAGGGGGUAUAAUUUAGUGUAUUUCAAGAGAAACUCAAAAGCUCGUAAAUUAACCGAAAACAAUGAAUUCGUGGCUCCCAUAUCGGAAUGCUCAAUGGAAUUGGGAGAUUGGGUUAUGCAUCAACAAAAGUUUCAAAUCAAGCGAAGGAGCAAAGGGGACUUUGAUGGUACUGGGGCUGAAUUCUUGUCAAUACCAAAUUUACCUAUACAUCCUACCACAAGUGAAGUAAACUUGACAUGCCCAUCAACACCAUCAAAACUAUUUCGACAUUCAACAAUGACACGUCCACUUAGCCCAUCACCAAAAAAGGGUGUCAUUCAAACUUCACAUCUUUUCGCUAAUAGAUUAUUUUGCAUUACAAAUAUUGAUGACCCAAGAAAGCACAUUCUUAAGAACCUAAUCGAAUCCAACGGUGGGACCUAUGUGGAUACCAAUUUGAUGGAUCUUUUCCAGUACACGCAACGCCCACAAACUGAAGGUGGUGGACUUUACCUCAAAUCAUCGUAUUCUAUAACCAAUGAAUUGAUAUUUGCUGCUUUGAUAUCGAAUAAUUACUGUCGAAGUUCAAAAUACUUGCAAGCUUUAGCUUUAGGCUGGCCCAUUUUAUCUGAUUGCUAUAUUGAUGACGUGGUCAAUGGCAUGAUUGAUUUAGAGCAAUGGCCAGCGUAUUGUUUACCAGCAGGACAAUCAACCAAGUUGAAUGCAGUGGCCAAUUGUGAUUUGUUCAAGUUUCGUAAAAAUUACGAAUUGGGAAAGUGUUUGGAUUUUCAAAUGGAUUUGCAUAGUGACUUGUUGUCCAAUUACAAUGUUGUAAUCAUGUCGCUGAGCUUGAAUGAAGCCAACAAGAGAAGUACUAUUGAAAUGGAUACUUGCAAGUUUAUAUUUCAUGCCUUUGGAGCGAGAUCAUUACAUUAUGCUGAACUAAACACUGAAGAUGAUGGUGAUGUUGGUGACGAAUUUUCAAACUUGGUCAGAAGAAUGCAUGCUGAAGAUGACGGUAAUAUAUUGGUUUGUGAUUAUAGGAAUAAUCAAAUUUCCGACCUGUUAUAUUCAAUCGUUGAUGGGUCAAAGAGUUUUUCGGAUAAAUCGAAAAAGAGACACAGGAGUAAAUUAAAGGGACGAAAUGACAGUAUCGAUUUCAAAAUUGUCGAUUGGGAAUGGGUUGUCCAAUGCGUGAUUUCAGGACAUAUUUGGCAACCUUCAAUGACGAUAUAG